Alligator mississippiensis (American alligator) is the source of this 6035-nucleotide messenger RNA. RefSeq names its product CLOCK interacting pacemaker (gene CIPC). Lineage: Eukaryota; Metazoa; Chordata; Crocodylia; Alligatoridae. Gene Ontology annotation, cellular component: nucleus. The record is from RefSeq and is a predicted model, not a curated record. The transcript has 4 exons. Gene Ontology annotation, biological process: negative regulation of circadian rhythm; negative regulation of DNA-templated transcription. The coding region runs from base 1186 to 2337 and encodes 383 amino acids.
CGCGGGAGCGCAGUCUUGUGCCGCGGUCUCUCUGGGCCGGGGGUGUCCCGCGGAUCCGUCCCGCGCCUGCGGCCGGCCCCUCGCCCUUGUCCCGUGCGGGCUGUGCCCGGCCCGGACUGCUGCGUGGCCCCGCGGCGGCCCCGGGGCUUCCCUGUGCUGGCGUCCUGCGGCCCCCGCGCUCGGGUCCGCGGCCCGGCCCGGCCCCGCUCGGGGCUGCCGGUGCCCGUCCUCCAGGAAGGGUGCCGUGUUCAUGGCCUGCGGGGGGCCCUGGACCGCGCCCGGAGCCGGAUGAAGCCGCUUCUGCAGGACUGAGACCGCUGCCAUUUAAGGCUGGUGCAGAAGCGGCUGCCCUGCCUUGCCCCCUUCUUGUAUUGGUCCAAUUUCGGACUAAUCCAGCGUCUGCUUUUAGCCGGGUCCCAGUGUGCGGGGUCACUCUGGGUAAAAGCAGGCCUGGGACUUCCCUCAGGACAAGGUCUCUUUCCUGGGACUCUACAGACAGAGGAGCCCGUUGCCCCAUUCAAGUACAUUUGAAGUAUCCAAGAUAAUGCUUUGUCUGGGAGAGCCACAGUGAAUUUGAGUUACUUCCAGGGACCAGGUGCAUGUCUGUGGUUGCCAGGCUUUACCUCAGCCAGAACCAGUUCAGAUCCAACAUCUGUUUCUAGCUUUUGAGCAACAGGUGACUCCAAUCCUGGGCUCAUGUUAAGAGCUCCAGGUAAACCAUGCAGGGAUGAUAUUUCCAAACUUGAUCUCUGGGUAUUUCAGGUGUCACUGACUUCUCCUGUGUUGUAAGAACCCAGCCGAGUGCAUAGUUUCAUCAUCAGAAAUCAGGAUCCCCGAGUAAGAAUUUUAGUGGGUGACUGCUCAUAAUGCACAGGCUCAUGGCGUGGGUCUGGCUUGCUCUUCUGUAGUUAUGGUAGCUCUAUCAAUGCCAACAGGUCAGCAGACCUGGCUUUAGUACAAGGAGCUGAAAGGAUGUGAAAGAUCAUUUAAGAGACACUUUUGUAUAUCAAGAAUUUCCAUUCCAGUGUUGUAUGCUGUUAGUCAUUGUACCAUCUAAGUACUAACAUUUAUUUAACCUCUGGAUUUUAUCAUGGACAAGAUGUGAAGGACAAGAGUGCGGGAGAAUGCUAAAAUAGUCCUGUCAAUGGAAAAAGUGUUGACAACUGCCUCCAUCAUUGUGGAAACAUGGAAAGAAAAUAUCCGUCCAGAGAGAGCUCCAGAAAGCUACUGGGUAAAAUGUUGGAGAUGAAGAAAUUAAGCCAUCAUUUCAAUAUGGCAGCAGCUGAAUCUGACAAGGACUCUGGAUUCUCAGAUGGGAGUUCUGAGUGCCUGGGCUCCAUGGAGCAAACUGACUCGGAGGAUAGGCUGAACACGUUUUGCUGGAAUUCAGAGGAUGGGCCCUGGCAGUGCCCUGUGACCACAAGCAAUUCCUUCCCUGCACUUUCUCCUAUGGUUGUAAUGAAAAAUGUGCUGGUCAAACAGGGAAGCAGUUCAUCGCAGCUUCAGUCUUGGACUGUCCAGCCAUCUUUUGAAGUGAUUCCAGCUCAGCCACAGCUAGUGUUUCUUCAUCCCCACAUUGCUCCUCCUGUUAAUCCUCACUUCGUUGGCAAAAAAAGGAAUGACUCCACUAAUUACCUGCCCAUCCUGAAUUCCUACACAAAAAUAGCACCACAUCCCUGCAAAAGGGAUCGUGACUUGGAAAGAGAUGAGACCAGUAGGCAGAAACGGCUCUGUACAGAAGCACCUAAGAGAGAAACAUCUCCCUCUGUACCAAGCAACAGCAGCUUACCCUCGAGUCCCUGUGGCCAAUUAUUACUUGGCUUUAAGCCUGCUCAGGACUCUAAUCAGCAGAGCACUCCAGCUUCAGUGGCAGGUGGGAAAAUGUCAAGUAUGCCUAGUUUUCAGUGUGUUUCUACUGAUAAUCAGAAAGCCCCAGGUUUGACUCCCUUCCAGGCAUCAAAAUGCACUUCUCAUGAGAUUGAGAAUCCAGCACAGCAUCUGAUGCAGUCUGCAAUAUGCAGCCAGCCCUUGGCACCAGAGGAUCUGUGCACGACUCCUGAGCUAUUCUUGCAGCAGCAAAGUAAGUGCAGGCGCUUUCAGAAUACCUGGGUUGUACUGCGGAGGUCUGGAUUGUUGGAAAUCACCUUGAAAACCAAGGAGUUGAUUCAUCAGAACCAGGUGACCCAGAUCCAGCUGGACCGGCUGAAGCAGCAAACACAGCUGUUCAUGGAGGCAAUAAAGAACAAUGCUCCUCAGGCCUGGGAAGAGCUACAGGCAUCUCUAACUGGGUCUGAGAGAGUUAACAGCAGUCUUGAGUCCACCUAUCCUAGCAUGUAGUUCACAGCUAUUGUUCAAAUGAUUCCUGUGCCUCCUUAUUUCCAGUUUUCUAAGUCUGAGACUGCUUAACAGCUUAUAAAGCAACAUGUAAUUAACAAUGUCCACAAGGCCAAUUGUGAAACUGGCACAGUGUUGGAGUGGCUUUGAAAAAUAGGUCCUGCUGUUUCAUGUGAUUGGUAACUGUGCUCUUCAUUGGACCAGAGAAGCACAUAUGUGCUAAGAUGAUGCAUUCCCACUCUUGUGGUAAAAAGAGCCAUUUACAGUGUUCUAGUAAGUACCCUUCUUUUCAUCACAUCUCUGGGCAGCCAUUCAUAGAACAGAAUAGAGCCAUCCAUGGAGUUUCAUGGGAGCUGAUGGGGAGAAAAAAGAAGUUUUCAUGGGUAAUAUGUUAUCUCCAGAGUGCGGUUGGUACCCUACCAGGUGGUGUGGCCUUUAGGUCAUAGCCACAUUUAACUAGUGGAGAUCUGCUUUCAUUGAAGUUGCAUUUAAUAUACAGCUUUGCUUAAACAAGGCAAUGAGAGCAUCUGCAAAAAUAAUAAGCAGUUCCAGGCAGGCCCUGUUAGUGUGCUUAUUUUGGUUUUGCUUUCUUUAAAACUGAGUUGGGUGAAAGUUAGAAAAUAAAAUUAAAAAGGUUUUGCAUUGAAAGUAAUUAUUUAAAAACCAUGUUUAUUCGCACUGCUUGUUAACAAUUAACAGUUAUACUAAGCAGGUAGCUUUGGAUUUUCCACGUGUGUAAUGAUUUAAACCCUGACCCCUGUUACUUCAUUUAAAAAAAAAAAAAAAAAAGUUAAUUUGCAGUGACUUUGUUGUAUGUAGUAUGAAGAUGAUGUUCCUCACCAGCCAGGAAUAAUCUGUCAAGACUUCAUUUGAUUUGUAUCUAUCCAAUUUAGGAGACUAGGGUUUUUUUGAGCUGUGAAAUCUUGCUAAGUUUAAAAAGGGCGGGUGGGGGGGGGAAGGUUGUAGUGGCCCCACAGUACAACAAGCCCUUGUUUCUCUUUUUUAAAAGAACCAUCAGGGAGUCUGUAAGAGAGAGACGCUGCCAGCUUAGUUAACUCUUCCCCAGAAUCUGAUCGACCUGAUCUUGAACACUUUUAUUUAAUAAUGUUUGUGAUAGGAGCAGCACCAUUAUUAAUCCUCUUGAAGUGCAUGCAUACACCCCGGUGCCAGCUGAGGCAAUAGACUAUGUCAAAGGUACACAAAAAUCUUCUUGCAAAAGCUGUUCUGUGGAUGUGUUUAUUUUUUAAUUUGAAAAGUUGUUCAGCUUCACACUGAACCAUUUUAUUAUGGGAUGCAUAAAAUAGAUAUGAUAUAUCCCUAUCAGGAAUAAAGUGAAUAUUCUGGUGGUGUUUUACAAUUGUGAGAUCAGAGUUCAGUGCCUUUUGGUUUGGAAAUACUUUUGAAGAAACUUGAAGUCCAGGUGAUCACUUCUCUUUGCAUCUCCUUUAUUUAUUGCAGUUUCUUCAUAACAUCUGAUGAAGUGGGCUGUUGCCUACAAGAUCUCAUGCAUCUCUGAACCAGUUAGUCUCUGAGGUACUACCUUGCUCUAUCUUCUUCCUUUCCUUAAAAAAGAAGAUAAACACUUUUUCAGUCAAAAAUAAAGGGCAGGCCUCACACUAACUUCAGUAUCUUUAGGUGUUCAUUGUUCUGAUUGUCUCAGAAAUGAGUACUGCACUGGGCACUGAAGGGUGUUUCUGUAGCCUUCAAACAACAAAAGAUUUAGAGGAACUUUGGAAGCAGGGGAGGUUUUCUCCUUUUUAGCACAUUUCUUACUUAAUAGGAAUUGCACAUGUGCCUCAAGGGGAGAGGAAACCCAAGCCAAGCAUGGACUGGUCUUUUGGCCUAGAGAGAUUUCCUAGCAGGCUCAGGAAGCCUUAGGGCCCUCUCAGGAUCCAGCUGAGUAAUAGCAGAUUAAGUGCAGCUUGUUUGGUGGUACCCUACCCACAAGCUUAAGCAGAAGAUGGAAUUUAAGGUCAUGCACAGGCCACCUUCUACCUUUGUCUGAAUAUAGUUUGCUCCUGUUACAAAUUAUGGUGUGUGAUUUGAGGCAGCAGGUUUGAAUAAGAGGGUGUAGAGGACAGGAUAGAUAUACACAUGCCAGACUAAACAUUGAGGGUAUAUUUCUGCUGCAUAAUACUGGCACUCAAGUUAGCUUGGUUACAAGGAGCAGUCUUGCUACAAUACUGUAUAGCUCUGUGCACCUAAUUUACCCUGAUGAGAAAUUGUGUAGCUUCCAAUCUCCUUAUCCAAAGCAGGGGGAAAAGGCUAUUUCUAUUGCUUUGAGUGAUGCAGAUGUAUUUGGCUUGAGGAAAAUAGCUAUGCGAGCCACCUCUAAUUAGUCCCUUUCUUUCUCUGGAAUCUUUGCCUUCCCCAUCUGAUGGCAUAGAGAGUCCCUAAGCUCAGACUCUAUUUUUUAAGCAACAGCUGUUCUAAAAAGUGACAUGAGGGGUCUAGAAUGAAUUACUGACACUCUAGAGAUGGAAGGAAGGAAGUUCAGUCCUGGUUGUCUGAAUGUGAGAGAAAUGUGAGCUGGUGGCUGGCUCUACUUGCAACUCUCUAGAACAGAAAAUGUUUGCUGUUUCCCCAACAGUGUGUUUUCAAGGUGAGAGAAGUAAAACUGUCAUAGUCCACUCUACGAUGUGCACACUCUUCCCUGACAGUAUAGGUGCUGGGUGAGUGAGUACUCCAAGUUUGUGGACUCUUCUAUUGGUGGUGGUUUAAUUUAUAUAAAUAUAUUUUGUUUUUUUAAUAAAACUGUGAAUAAAUAAGAGCAGUUGCUUGGAAAUCUUACUGGGUAUCAGUCCAAACUUCUUAAACAAUAUUUGCUACAUUACAAAGAUCUACUUUAGAGCUGUUAUGUAGGCCUGGAGUUCCUUUGGAGCCACAUGCCCAGAUAAAGAUUUUCACUUAUGUAAAAUUAUUAUGCAACAUAUUGGAGGUCUCUAAUGCAAAUACAAUAAGUAUGAUAAAAUACAGUCAAAUCUCAAUAAAAUACAAAGUGUCAAUGAAACCUGGUCUUCUUGCUUUUCUCUUAGCUGCCUUUCUUCCUGGUUGUCUUGCUCAAGCUUUAUACAGCCAGGGCUUUUUUAGCGUAGCUGUAGCUUAAUAAAAUAGUUGGGCAUGGAACUGUGGUGAGAGAACUUGCUGCUCUUAAUAGAUUAUUUUUAGAGCAGUGAUCCAUUCCACUCCUAAUCUGGAAAAUGGCUGGGCAGGAUUGAUCAGAAAUAUCAACCUCUUAAAUUAAACAGUUCUGUAGUUGUUGGAUUUUAAGUUGAACUGUUGAUUUCUGGAUUUUAAUUUGAACUGUUGAUCCAGCUGCAGCUUUGUUCUAACAAAUUAGAAUUCAAGAAAGAAGUUCUGGACCCUAAGAUUAUCUAAGCAGCUUUCUGGGGUUCCUAUUAUGGCUGCUGACAACUAGUAGAUGUCACACAAAGAAAAGGCAGAUGGGUCAAGCAGACUUUGGCUUUCAUGUAAAGUUUUAAUAAUUCUUGAUCGUUUUGAACCUGUAAUUGCUUUUAUUGAGAGGGUUUUUUUAACUUUAACUGCAAUUGGAAUGUAAACAUUUUCUGUACCUUUAAGUGCAUUGCCAGCUCUGAAUACAGUAUGUAAAAACUUAGUUACAAAAUGUGACUUUUUUUGUAAAACUUUGCAGAAAUGGACUGUGAAAUAUGAACAAAAUAAAGUAUAUGCUUGAAAACCUA